Papilio machaon (common yellow swallowtail) is the source of this 964-nucleotide messenger RNA. RefSeq names its product DNA-3-methyladenine glycosylase 1-like. Lineage: Eukaryota; Metazoa; Arthropoda; Insecta; Lepidoptera; Papilionidae. Gene Ontology annotation, molecular function: DNA-3-methyladenine glycosylase activity. Bases 317 to 964 code for a protein of 215 amino acids. The record is from RefSeq and is a predicted model, not a curated record. Gene Ontology annotation, biological process: base-excision repair; DNA alkylation repair. The transcript has 2 exons.
AGAGCCUAAUAAACAAAUAUAUCAAUUUUGAUAUUUUUACACUAAAAUAUUGUGGAUUUGGUAAAACAGUAUAAGAAAAUAAACGUAUACGAGUAUCGCGUACUGGAUUGUUAGCUUAAUAAACAACUGAAGCCAAAUUUCGCGACAAAAUUUGCAAAAUAAAUUAAUUUGAUGUUUUUGGAAGAAAUAGAGCCUAAAUCGUUUAACGCCGUAUUAAUUCUUCUAGUACUAUGUUAUUAUUACCAAUAACCAACAGGGUUGUUUUGAUUUACCCCUAAAUAAUUGAGUGUGUUUACAUAGUAAUAGGAAUAUUAGCAUGCCACAAUCGGUAGGCGUUAAUAAUGAAAUUGUUAGAUGCGAUUGGGUGACUAAAGAUCCACUAUACAUAGAGUACCAUGACAGUGAAUGGGGUGAACCAAUAUACGAUAAUAAUGGACUUUUCGAAAUGUUAUGUUUAGAAGGACAACAAGCUGGCUUGUCUUGGAUAACAAUAUUGAAAAAGAGAGAAAAAUAUAAGCAAUCAUUUCAUAAUUUCAACCCUAAUAAAAUCUCAAAAAUGUCAGAGACAGCAGUACUAAAAUUACUAAAUGAUCCAGGAAUUGUUAGACACAAAGGGAAAUUAACAGCUAUUAAACAUAAUUCCGAUUGUUACCUGGCUAUGGAAAAUAAUGGAGAAGAUUUCUCUAAUUUUAUUUGGAGUUUUGUGGGACACAAGCCUAUUAUUAAUAAUUGGGAAAAUGUAAAAGAAGUUCCAACUGAAACAGAUAUUUCCAAAGAUCUUUCUAAAGCAUUAAAAAAAAGAGGAUUUAAGUUUGUGGGAUCUACUACUUGUUAUGCUUUUAUGCAAGCUUGUGGUCUUGUGAAUGAUCAUAUUGUUAGUUGUUAUUGUAGAAAUAGAGAUAACAACUUGAGCUUAAGAUCGAUUUUAGUGCUGGGUUGGAAUACAUGCCUUGUUAUAGCUUGA